This is a messenger RNA of Exaiptasia diaphana, 1074 nucleotides long. RefSeq names its product histamine H2 receptor-like. Gene Ontology annotation, cellular component: membrane. The record is from RefSeq and is a predicted model, not a curated record. NCBI's taxonomy places the organism in Eukaryota, Metazoa, Cnidaria, Anthozoa, Actiniaria, Aiptasiidae. Bases 1 to 1074 code for a protein of 357 amino acids. Gene Ontology annotation, molecular function: G protein-coupled receptor activity. Gene Ontology annotation, biological process: G protein-coupled receptor signaling pathway. The transcript has a single exon.
AUGAUCUCAAACUUGAGUCAUCASAGGCUCAUGGAACAUGGCAAUGAGCUUACUAACAGACCACUAGCUCUGGUCAUCUUUGAAACUGGUMUUCUUGUCAUCAUAGCACUUGCAGCUYUUGUUGGCAACACAUGUGUGUUGUAUGUGUUCUACAAGACACCACGUCUUCGCUCCGUUACUAGUUAUUACAUUCUAACUCUAGCUGUAUCUGAUGUCAUCAUGUCUGUCCUGGUUAUGCCCGUCACACUAACUGCUGCAGCUUUUGGACGUGAUGUUCUUGGUGCAUUUGUUGGUAAAAGUACAUUUUUUCUAUUUGCAGAACUAGUGUUGGCCUCUUUGUACACUACAUCUUUACUUGGGAUAAACAGGUAUUUCUGCGUGGUAAAGCCGGCCAAGUAUCGUGCYUACUUUAAACCAAAGUUUGCAGCAUUGUCGAUAGUUUUGUGUUGGAUUUUCGCUUCGUGUUUUAAUAUCUYYAUUCAUUUYACUGGAGUUGCUGAGUUUGUCUUCUUCCCAGGACGAUGCAUGUAUUUUCCCUUGAUUCUUAACGAAARAGCAUAUCAAUUAUUCACAGGACUYUAUCAAGCUAUCUUUGCUGUUACACCGAUCAUGUUGGCAUUGAUCUGCAAUUGGAAGAUCUACAAAUUCAUUAAGUUWCACAGGAAUUCAGUGGCUUCAACGAUCAACAACCGGCAGCGGACAGGAUCAUCACUAUCUUAUGAAGAACUUCGUGUGACAAAGCCUUUGAUGGCURUUGUGAUGGGCUUUGUYGUGUGCUGGRUUCCUAAUUCGACCAUUUUGAAUAUCAAUGCCUACACAAAAUUACCAAGAAUGAUUGAGUUAUCAAUUGUAUAUUUUGCAUUUCUUAGYAGUGCCAUCAACCCGAUCCUGUACAAUAUUUUCAACAGACCUUUCCGCARACGGGCCUUGCAGUUACUUCAUCCAAGAUGCUUUGCAACCGCAAUGGWAAACAGAAGCGGCACUUCUCAUGACCAGGAAUCGACCAACCGACCUAUCAACCGACCACCAACCAACCAGCCAAUUAUUGGUUGGUUGAACCAACUCGACCAAUGA